Messenger RNA from Labeo rohita (rohu), 2299 nucleotides. It is a transcript of the gene mier1b, whose product is annotated as mesoderm induction early response 1b, transcriptional regulator. The transcript has 13 exons. Gene Ontology annotation, biological process: negative regulation of transcription by RNA polymerase II. The record is from RefSeq and is a predicted model, not a curated record. Lineage: Eukaryota; Metazoa; Chordata; Actinopteri; Cypriniformes; Cyprinidae. The coding region runs from base 51 to 1550 and encodes 499 amino acids. Gene Ontology annotation, cellular component: nucleoplasm. Gene Ontology annotation, molecular function: transcription corepressor activity; histone deacetylase binding.
CCUUCGUUGACUCCGCCCACAUUCCGCUGACCCGCAGCGGCGCUGUAAAUAUGGCGGAGCCCUCCUUGGGGAGUUCAAGCCCAGAGAUGCUGUUGCCUGAUUAUGAUGAUGAUCAAACCCUCGAAGAUGAGGAGGUUCCAGAGGGUGAAACUAAUUUUGGCACUGAGAUAGAAGAACUUGCAAAGGAGCAAGAAAUGCCCAUUCAGGAGCUCCUAAGUCUCUACGGUUAUGGAGGCAGUGGAUCACCUGAGGAAGAGGAGGAGGAGGAGGAAGAUGAUGAAGAGGAUGUGGAUGGAGAGGAGGAGGAGGAGGAGGAGGAGGAGGAGGAGGAGGAGGAGGAGGAGGAUGAAGGAGAGGAUAUAGAUAAUGAUGAAAGCAGCAGAAGCACUGGAGAACUGAAGAAGAGCAAGGGGGAUGAAUCAAAGAUAUCCACAGGAAUGGUAAAUGAGAGCUACUCCCCUGACAGUCGAGUUUGUACAGUGCCAGACUGUAACACAGCUGAACUUAUACGUUCACAGAACCAUGGCUACUUUCAGAAUAAUGAAGUAGAUGAAGAGUCAGAGGAGGAUGAUGACUAUAUUCCCUCUGAAGACUGGAAAAAAGAAAUCAUGGUUGGCUCCAUGUAUCAGGCUGAAACACCAUCAGGACUGUGCAAAUACAAAGAUAAUGAGAAAGUGUAUGAAAAUGAUGACCAGCUGCUGUGGAAUCCUGAAAUCCUUACUGAAAACACUGUGGUUGAGUUUCUGACAGAAGCAUGUCGACGGACGGGAGAGGAGUCUGGAGUAGAUGCUAUUCCAGAAGGAUCCCACAUCAAAGACAAUGAGCAGGCAUUAUAUGAGUUGGUGAAGUGUAAUUUUGAUACUGCUGAAGCUUUACGAAGAUUAAGAUUUAACGUUAAAGCAGCCCGAGAGGAACUAUCUGUCUGGACAGAGGAAGAAUGUAGGAAUUUUGAACAAGGUUUAAAGGCUUACGGAAAAGACUUUCAUUUUAUCCAGGCCAACAAGGUCAGAACACGGUCUGUCGGAGAUUGUGUAGCUUUUUAUUACAUGUGGAAAAAGUCGGAGCGGUAUGAUUUCUUUGCGCAACAAACUAGACUUGGGAAAAGGAAAUACAAUCUUCACCCAGGAGUAACGGAUUACAUGGACCGACUUCUCGACGAGACAGAAAGCACUACUUCCAGUCGAGCAGCUACGCCCCUUCCUGCCGCCUCUAGCAGCAGCACCAGCCAGUCAGAGCGAGAGGAGACUAGCAGCCACAACGGACUCACCAGUCACAGCUCCAGUGCAGAUGCCACACAGAUGUUGAGCAGUGUGAACGAGGUGAAGAGUGAAUCUGUUCAGGCGAAUGGAGCAUCUAAACACAGUCUACUCUCAGAUCAUCUGGACUCUAAUGGCUGUAAACUUACAGACACCCACAACACAGACAGAAAUGGCUCAGUGAAGCACCAACAGGACUGCCAGGGUUUCGACAGGCCAACAAAAAAGUGCAGGACAGAAUCAGACUCACUGGCCCAGGUUGAGAUAGACCCUUCCAGGGUCAAAGAAGACUGAACAAGAACAAAAGUCAGGCCAAAAUCAGAAACUGGAGCGAUGAGACAGCGCUGUGACACCUCUCACCUCAUCCACCCUAAAUCCAAAGCUGAGCUGCUCCAAAAAUACUACCCUCCAAACCUAACUACAGCUGAUUAAUGCGCCUUUUUCAUACAACCAUUUUACAGAGAAAUGUAUAUUCUAUUUGUAAUGUCUGCUAUUUUUUUACCAACAAGAUAUUUAUAUUUUUUAUUGAGACAUUUUGACAAUGGGUGAAAAUGCUGUUUAAGCCAUUAUACAUAAUACAUGGGGAUAAAUGUUGGUGAGCGUGUCUCCAGGCACAUCAAGUUGUGUUGUGUUUUGAUUUUGUUAUAUACUAAUGGUUCAGUGCUCAGCUUGUUUGUGUUGGAGGCAUACUGCAAGUUCCUGACAGGUGUAGUAAAAAUAAAUCAGGCAAUGGAAUCACCCCUCCAAAGCUUUGUUUUUGUAAAGUGUCCAGAAAAUUGGUUUGCUAGCUGUAUGUAUCUAUUAACUGAGUGAAUCUCAAGGUCCAGGUCAUAUUGCACCUUAUUUUAUUAUUAUUAUUAUUAUUAUUAUUUUUAAGUAUAAAGAAAAUGAACCUAUUUUUGGGAGCAUUAUUUGGCAUUAUACUGUAAGGCAUCUUAUAUUUUGUAUUUGAGGUGGUUUUUAGUUAUUCUCAUGAUUCUCAUUCAGUUCUCAUAGAUUACUCUAAUUCAUUAAUAUCACCCAGUAUGGACACAAUGGUUGAU